Colletotrichum acutatum is the source of this 1119-nucleotide messenger RNA. Its product is annotated as methyltransferase. Gene Ontology annotation, molecular function: methyltransferase activity. The transcript is spliced from 3 exons. Lineage: Eukaryota; Fungi; Ascomycota; Sordariomycetes; Glomerellales; Glomerellaceae. The record is from RefSeq and is a predicted model, not a curated record. Bases 1 to 1119 code for a protein of 372 amino acids.
AUGGGUGAGGACGUGGACGCUGUUGGCGACCCUGGCACUGGCGAUGGCAACGGACGCAGGGGCGAUAGUGCCGGUGCCACAAGAAACCGGACGGACCACAAAGAACGACGCAGGCCAUCUCGAACAGACAAUACCCAAGAUGCCGACGACGGCGACGAAGACGACUCAGACGCCGGGUCUGAUUUCAGCUCCGUCUCUGUUGACGAGCUCCCGCCCAUCCGCGCUUAUGGUCACACAUACCACGGUUCUGGUGUACUGCUAAUGCCCAACGAUGAAUCCGAGCGAGCUCGUCUAGAAAUUCAACACCAGCUAUUCAAGCUGUGUCUCGAAGGUGGUUUGACGGCGGCGAAGCUCCCCAAGGAUCAGCCUCUCAACAUUCUCGACAUUGGUUCCGGAACCGGCAACUGGGCCGUUGAGAUGGGCGAGCAGUACCCCCUGGCCAAGAUCAUGGGCAUCGACAUCUCCGCGGCGCUCUUGCCCACGACUGUGCCGGCCAACGUUGCUUUUGAAGUCGAAGAUGCAAACCACGACUGGGCUCGUGACAAGGACAGCUUGGACUUUGUGCACAUGAGGAACCUCGUCGGCGGGGGCGUCUCGGACUGGAAGGCGCUUUUCCGGCAAGCGUACGGACACCUCAAGCCCGGUGGACAGAUUGAGUUCGCCGAAGUGAGGACGAGGUACUUUGACCUUAUUGACAGCAGCGGAGACGAGCCCGUUGCGCCCACGGCCGAGGAGGAGGAUCACGGCGGGAUGACGGCAUGUCGCGAGUUUGAGGUGCGGUUCUCGGAAAUGGCCAAGAUUGCAGGCGUCGACUUUGACCCGACACCAAAGAUUCCUGCAAUGUUUUCUGAUGUCGGGUUUGAAAAGGUGGCACGUUGGUCGGAUCUGGUUCCCAUACAGGCUGUGGGACAUGAUGAAAAGAUGGUCAGAAAAGGGGCACAAUUUGCUCAGAUGCUGGAAUAUGGCUUGGAGAAUUACUCGUUGGCAGUCUUUGGCAGGGGAGGUUGGGAUGAAAACGAUACCCGGAGUCUCCUGAAGAGAGUCCACAAGGAGUCGCGCGAUACCGCAAACGAGGCAUAUGGGAAAGUAUCAUUUGUCACGGCGAGGAAGCCUUUGUGA